AAGUAUGUUUCAGGCCGAAUGAGGAUUACCCAAGCUGGAUUAUGAGUGACACGUCACUGUACUACUGCCGCCUAGUCGUAUAUAAGACUCAAUCAACCCUGUCCAUUACAAAACUCUUUUGCUUCUUGUCUAGUGCCAGCGAGGGUGACUAUGCGUUUCUCCCCUCUAGCUUCGUCUGUAACGCUCCUUUCACUUAUCUCUGCCGUUCUCGCGUCCGAUGUCAUUGACUUGACACCGUCCAAUUUCGACGCAGUGGUCAACCCCGAGCCGUUGAUACUUGUCGAGUUCUUUGCACCAUGGUGUGGUCAUUGUAAAGCACUGGCACCUCAUUACGAGGAAGCUGCUACUGCUUUGAAGGAUAAGAACAUCAAGUUGGCUAAGGUCAACUGUGUUGACGAGGCGGACUUGUGCCAGUCGAAUGGUAUCCAGGGAUAUCCCACUCUUCGAGUGUACCGCAAUGGUGAACACACAGACUACGGAGGACCUCGUAAAGCCGACGGCAUCAUCAGUUACAUGAUCAAGCAGUCGCUUCCUGCUGUCUCAGAGGUUACCAAGGAGAACUUUGAGGACUUCAAGAAAGCCGACAAGGUCGUUGCCCUUGCUUUCCUUCCUUCCAACACUGCCGCCCCUGCGCCUGAGUUUAGCUCAACCGCUGAAAAGCACCGUGAGGACUACCUCUUCGGUCUCACCACUGACAAAGAUGUUAUCGAGGCUGCCGGUGUCACUCCGCCUGCCAUCGUCCUUUACCGCUCGUUCGACGAGCCUAUCAUUGAGUUCCCGUACCCUGUUCCCUCCGCAUCUCAGAAGGAAAUCGAACAGUGGAUUAAGGAUCUAUCCAUUCCCAUCAUUGACCAGGUCAACGCCGAAAACUACCAAGUUUACGCGCAGAGUGGAAAGCCGCUCGCCUACCUCUUCAUUGACGCUUCCGACUCUAAGCUCCAGGAGCACGUUGAUGCUCUCAAGCCCGUUGCUGACAAGUACAAGGGCAAAAUCAACUUCGUUUGGAUCGAUGCUAUUCAGUUCGGUGACCAUGCGAAGGCUCUCAACCUCAACGAGGCGAAGUGGCCCGCUUUUGUCAUUCAGGACUUGGAGAAGCAAUUGAAGUUUCCUUACGACCAAUCUCUCGACGUUAAGCCUGAUGAAAUUGACCAGAUGGUCAAAGCCUUCCUUGACCACAAGCUGGUGCCUACGUUGAAGAGUCAGGCUAUCCCUGACUCUCAAGAUGAGAGCGUCUUCAACCUUGUCGGCAAACAGUUCGACGAGGUUGUUUUCGAUGACAAGAAGGAUGUAUUUGUCGAGUUCUAUGCUUCCUGGUGUGGACACUGUAAGCGUCUCAAGCCCACUUGGGACUCCCUCGGUGACCGCUACAUCAGUGCGAAGGAUCGUAUCACCAUUGCAAAGAUGGAAGCUACUGAGAAUGACCUUCCUCCAUCUGUUGACUUCAAGAUUUCCGGAUUCCCCACCCUGAAGUUCAAGAAGGCUGGUAGCCAUGAAUUUAUUGAUUACGAUGGCGAUCGUUCGCUUGAGAGCCUUAUUGCCUUCGUUGAGGAGAAUGCCAAAAAUUCUCUGGAGCCUAAGGCGGAGUCCAAGAACGAGACUGUACCUCCGCCACCAGCGCACGAAGGCGCCGCUCAGGAGGAGCUCCACGUUGAUCAUCAUGAUGAGCUCUAGUGGACCUCGAGAUGUUUUAACUAUUGUAUUCUCUACCGACAGACAUGAAUGGAUUUCCUUGCCUC
Somion occarium is the source of this 1736-nucleotide messenger RNA. The record is from the annotation of a GenBank genome assembly. Lineage: Eukaryota; Fungi; Basidiomycota; Agaricomycetes; Polyporales; Cerrenaceae.